Lottia gigantea (owl limpet) is the source of this 471-nucleotide messenger RNA. RefSeq lists its product as hypothetical. NCBI's taxonomy places the organism in Eukaryota, Metazoa, Mollusca, Gastropoda, Lottiidae. The transcript has 4 exons. Bases 1 to 471 code for a protein of 156 amino acids. Gene Ontology annotation, biological process: signal transduction. Gene Ontology annotation, cellular component: cytoskeleton. The record is from RefSeq and is a predicted model, not a curated record.
AUGCCAAAUGUCCUGAAAGUUUUUCUAGAAAAUGGACAAACCAAGUCUUUCAAAUAUGAUAAUAAAACAACAGUUGGGGAUGUGAUGUCAUCACUUCAUGAAAAGUUAAAUAUAACCUGUACACAAUUCUUUAGUUUAGUUUUACAAAAUAUGAAAAAUAAUACAGCGGGCAAAAUGACCUUAUUACAGGAUGAAGAAACUUUGAUAGAUAUAGCAGCACGACCUGGUGCCCGCCAUUUUAGAUGUUUAUAUCGAGUAACAUUUGUACCAAGAGAUGCUUAUGAUUUAUUAAAAGAAGAUUCAAUAGCUUUUGAAUAUUUUUAUCUUCAGUGUUGUAAUGAUAUUGUCAAUGAAAGAUUUGCCUCAGAAUUAAAAUAUGAUACUACCUUACGUUUAGCAGCUCUACAAAUACAACAACAUGCUAUGACUAAUAACAUGGCUGGUAAAAUAUCCAUUAAAACUAUUGAGUAA